CCUCAUGCGUGGAGCAUUGCUAAGUACACCAGUAAUGUCACGACCUGCGCGAAGACAAGUCGCCAAAGAAAAGGUUUUCGGCCAACAAGGAUCCGUCGCUGGUAGAUCUUCGGGACAGCCAGGGCAGACCUACAACAUCUAUUAUGAUCGGUGGAGUGGAGGCGGUCGGUCAAGAGAAUCGGGUGGCAGCGGCAAGGAGAAGGCGGCCUAUCGAUGUGACCUAACCAAAGAUUCAGGCAGGACCAAGGGAACAUAUAACCCGAAUGCGUACUUUUGCGCGUUCUUCGCAAAGGGAUGCUGCCCGAAUGGCGAGGACUGCGGCUGGCUUCACAGGAUUCCUACGCGACAGGAUCAUGUGGACUCUGGAAUGGAUGUUUUUGGACGUGAGCGAUUCGACGAGCAUAGGGACGAUCGCGGCGGCGUAGGGUCAAUGCGGUCUGAUAGUAGGACGCUUUAUGUCGGCAGGAUACAGCCGUCUCCCGACAUCCAGGCUGUCGUCGAAAAACACUUCAGCGCAUGGGGUGAAGUCGAACGACUCAAGGUAUUGGCGGACAAAGGCGUCGCUUUUGUUACCUAUCGAAGUCGAUUGAAUGCCGAGUUCGCGAAGGAGGCUAUGGCGAACCAGUCCUUGGACCACACAGAGGUUUUGAAUAUCAGAUGGGCUACUGAGGAUCCGAACCCACGAGUGCAGGCAGUAAAUAAGCGCAAGGCCGUCGAACUUACGCGAGAGGUAAUAGAGUCCAAGCUGUCGGUUGACUUCAAGCAAGCACAGCACCUUCCUGGAUCAGAAAAAGCUGAGAUGCCCGGACCAGGGAAACGGCAAAAACAGGAAUCUACUGCUGCUGAGAAUGAUACAUCUAAUGGAGCUCAUGCUCAAGUGCCGCAGUUGUAUCGUGGAGCUGAUGGUCAAUACUAUUAUGAUUAUGGCGACUACGGAUAUAACCAUGAGACGCAGCAAUACGAUCCCAUUCGUCUAGGGCACUAUCAGGAGAGCGCAGGUAGCGGAAGCUCGGCUCAGGGUGAUGUUGGCUCGGUACCCUCAUUACAGGAUCGCGUGAAGGCGUCGUUAUCAACUGCAGCGCCCAAUACCGCCUCACCUGCUUUCUUGUUGAAGCCAUUGCCAGGAUUACUCUCGGGAACAACAAUCAAAGCGUCGGAGCCGAAGCAAGCACCAUCCAUGCCCAAUACCUCUGCACUUAGUGCCCUUAUUGCUUACGGGUCCGAUGAUUCAACGAGCGAGGAUGGCGAUUAAUAAAUCAGUUGCAUCGUCAAAAAA
Gamsiella multidivaricata is the source of this 1276-nucleotide messenger RNA. RefSeq lists its product as uncharacterized. The record is from RefSeq and is a predicted model, not a curated record. Gene Ontology annotation, cellular component: U2-type catalytic step 1 spliceosome; U2-type catalytic step 2 spliceosome; Prp19 complex. Bases 5 to 1252 code for a protein of 415 amino acids. NCBI's taxonomy places the organism in Eukaryota, Fungi, Mortierellomycota, Mortierellomycetes, Mortierellales, Mortierellaceae. Gene Ontology annotation, molecular function: U6 snRNA binding; pre-mRNA binding; metal ion binding. The transcript has 3 exons.